Molecule: messenger RNA, 1724 nt
Organism: Ceratotherium simum simum (southern white rhinoceros)
Lineage: Eukaryota; Metazoa; Chordata; Mammalia; Perissodactyla; Rhinocerotidae
Gene: PBK
Product: PDZ binding kinase
Biological process (GO): peptidyl-serine phosphorylation
Molecular function (GO): protein serine/threonine kinase activity; ATP binding
Source: RefSeq, a predicted model, not a curated record
AGAGUGAUAACUACAAUGGAAGAAAUCAGUAAUUUCAAGACACCAAGCAAAUUAUCUGAAAAAAAGAAAUCUGGAUUAUGUUUAACUCCAUGUAUAAAUAUUCCUGCCUCUCCUUUUAUGCAGAAGCUUGGCUUUGGUACUGGGGUAAAUGUCUACCUUAUGAAAAGAUCUCCAAGAGGUUUGUCUUAUUCUCCUUGGGCUGUGAAAAAGAUUAAUCCUAGAUGUAAUGAUUAUUAUCAAAGUAUGUAUCUAAAGAGACUAACUGAUGAAGCUAAGAUUUUGAAAAGCCUUCAUCAUCCAAACAUUGUAGGUUAUCGUGCUUUCACUGAAGCCAGUGAUGGUAGUCUCUGUCUUGCUAUGGAGUACGGAGGUGAAAAGUCUCUAAAUGACUUAAUAGAAGAACGAAAUAAAGACAGCCGAGAUCCUUUUCCAGCAGCCAUAAUAUUAAAAGUUGCUUUGAACAUGGCAAGAGGGUUAAAGUAUCUGCACCAAGAAAAGAAACUGCUUCAUGGAGACAUAAAGUCUUCAAAUGUUGUAAUUAAAGGUGAUUUUGAAACAAUUAAAAUCUGUGAUGUAGGAGUCUCUCUACCAUUGGAUGAAAAUAUGAUUGUGACUGACCCCGAGGCAUGUUAUAUUGGCACUGAGCCUUGGAAACCCAAGGAAGCUCUAGAGGAGAAUGGUGUUAUUACUGACAAGGCAGACAUAUUUGCCUUUGGCCUUACUCUGUGGGAAAUGAUGACUUUAUCUAUUCCACACAUUAAUCUUCCUGAUGAUGAUGACGAUGAUGAAGACAAAACUUUUGAUGAAAGUGACUUUGAUGAUGAAGCAUACUAUGCAGCUUUGGGAACUCGGCCACCUGUUAAUAUGGAAGAACUGGAUGAAACCUACCAGAAAGUAAUUGAGCUCUUCUCUGUAUGCACUAAUGAAGAUCCCAGAGAUCGUCCUUCUGCUGCGCACAUUGUUGAAGCUUUGGAAACAGAUGUCCAGUGAUCACCUCAUAUUCAUUCCCUGAGCUUCAAGUUUGGCUCAUGUGUAUAACUGUUCUGUUUACUGUCAUACAUUUAUGUAGUUACUAUGAUAAUCCAUAAUUAUUAGACUUUUUGGAAGUCGCCUAUUUUAGGACCAUAGCACCUUGUUAACAUUUGAACAACUAUUUCUAUUAUAAAGGUAUUUCUUAUAUGCUUAUAAUGAUAAGCAUUUGAGAUUGUUUUGGGUUUUCUAUAAAGUUUAAGGAACUAGCUACUCAAGUAUUUGAGCUUGUUCAUAUAGAUUUAAAACACCAGCAAUAAAAUGCUGAAAAUACUUAUGUAUAAUGUUAAUUUGGUUUGCGUGACCAUUUUAUUAAUGAUCUUUCUCAAAUAUUCUCUGUUUAGUGGAUCUUUUGAAAUUAGAACUUUGUGCAGUACAAAAUAAGUCUUCAUUUCCUUAUCUUUUAAAACAUUAAAUCCUUUUCUGGCCUUUCUUGGCUGAUGUGAUUAUUAAAUAUGGUCACUGGAAACUUAAUGAAUUUGGCUCAAAAGAGUAGUUCCUUGGGCAUUUCCAAACAUUUUUGGUUAAUGCUUGUCUUGCUCUUUGGUUUUUACUUUAAUUUAUUAAAUGUGUUUUCUGUACUGAGAUCCCUUUUUUAUUUACUAAUCUAUAUCUUAAGCAUUUUGCAGUUCUGAUGUAAAAAUAGUAAAACUUUAAUAAGACGAUAUAGAAUAAAGGGUGCUUUAUUACCAGAA